GACACACCCAUUUUACGUCUCUGUCUGAAACCACUUUUGUUUGUUUGCUUCUUUCUUUCUGUGAAUUGGAAUGUGUGCAAAGCAUUAUGGGUGACUGGAGGAUGCAAAAGAUACAGUUAAAUGCAUCCUUCAGAAAUACACCACACGAAAGCUACAAAACAAAAGUUGCCUUUCAAUGAUCAUUCAAAAGUUGAUCCACUUGAUGACUUGGCAGCUAAGAUAUACAAUAUUUUAGCAUUAUGUUUGAGAAUCACCCAAAAUGUGCAAGUGAGAACAAAUCAUUUAUCUGACAUGACUUGUGUAACAUGAAUUUUAUCACACAUACUGUGUAAUAGGAUGGUAUUUAGCAUAUGUUCAUUCUUUGUACUGCCAGAGGACGCCAAGUUCCCUAACCUGAAGUUUUUUUUUUUCUUUCACAACCUACAUUUUUUUUUUUUUUUUCCUUUGCCACAGUUGGCUGCUCACUGGUGCUUUCAGACAUUAAGGCAGAAUUUUCUCUAUAGAUGCUUUGAAACAACAUAGAUUAUUCAAAGCACAACAUUUUUGGAAAUGAACAUUGAUGCUAUUUAAACUCAAGGUCAAAUGUGUUUCACCAUUGUUUUUUUCAGUGGUUUUUGAGUCACAAACUCUGUUUGGCUCGGUCAGCACAAAAGAUGUUGAACUAAUGCACAGUUGACGUAACAUCAGCUUUUAGACCGUUUUAAACUUCUCCUUAUGUCUGCAUGGCAUAGCAGGAAACAAAAAGCAGAAGGGAGAAAGUAAGAUUCAUUUCCUUUCAGAAAGGCCCUAAAAUCGAGCUUGUUUCCUAAAACCAUGUGACUCUAGACUUAUUUUGAGUAAAACUCAUCACAUUUCAUCCCGGCGUCCUGUUGAGAAAUUGUACAUCUAUGGAGCUCACAACAGCGCUGGCACUUGUCACUUACUCCAACCAGACCGUCAGGAACGAGUCGUCUGUGGCCUGCUCGCGCGAUAGCGCUCUGAAGACAACCGUGUUCCCUCUUCUCUACACCGUCCUUUUCAUCCUGGGCUUGUCGCUGAACAGCCUGGCAGCAUGGGUGUUCCUCCGAAUCCCCAGUAAAUCUCACUUCAUCAUCUAUCUGAAGAACAUCGUGGUGGCCGACAUUAUCAUGACCCUCACCUUCCCCUUCAAGAUCCUCGCUGAUGCGAACUUGGCAUCUGUCGGCGAGCGUGUGUUCGUCUGCCGCGUGUCAUCCGUGCUCUUCUACCUCACCAUGUACAUCAGCAUCCUCUUCUUCGGCUUGAUCAGCAUCGACCGCUGCAGAAAGACCAUGUGGCCCUUUGUGGGCACCAGCCCUAGACGGCUGCUGCACAGAAAGCUCCUCUCGGGCUUCAUCUGGACGUCACUCUUGGCUCUUUCGCUGCCCAACGUAAUCCUGACGAGCCGGCCCAACACUUCGAGCCGCUUUAAAUGCAGUGACCUCAAGACAGAGAUGGGACUGAAGUGGCACGAGCUGGUCAAUCACGUGUGCCAGGUGAUCUUUUGGGGGAACCUCGUGACCGUGAUAGUAUGCUACACGCUCAUCUCGAAAGAGCUCUACAAGUCUUACGCCCGCACACGAGCUCAACACCAGGCAAGGCCGGGAACGAACGCCCCUCAGAAAAAGAGCAUUCAAGCCAAUGUGUUCCUGGUGUUGGCGGUCUUCUUUGUUUGCUUCGUUCCUUUCCACUUCGCCCGAGUGCCGUACACCAUCAGCCAGACCCGAGGACGCAUGUUCAAUUGCCAGCAGAAGCUGUUUUUCUUCCAGCUGAAGGAGAGCACGCUGUGGCUUUCCUCACUUAACUCUGUGCUGGAUCCGCUCAUCUACUUCUUCCUCUGCAAGUCGUUCAGGAGCUCGCUGUUUAACACCUUGCGUCUGUCUCCGGGCCACUGCAGGGCGCUCAGGGAGCUCGGGUCAGACACGGCCAGCACUCCUCAGGGCAAUGCACAGACGUGAUGGACAAACAGUCUUUCUGUGCUGCUGGAAACACUCUCAUCAAUGUGAAAAUGAUAGGGAUCUUAUACACUAAUAAUCUUACUGACAUCAAUAUUCUUCUGUGUUUAAACAUGUUUUUGUUCACAGAGCUGGGCAAUAACUGAUUACAUGUAAUCUGGAUUAAUCAGGGCUGCGUUUCCCAAAAGCAUCGUAAAUACAUCAUAAACCCAUUGAAACCAAUGGAGCUACGAUCCACUUAAGCUUACAAUGCUUUUGGGAAACGCAGCCCAGAUUCCAAAAAUUGAGCACUUGUACUCUCUUAAAAAUAAAGGUGCUUCGAAAGGUUCUUCACAGUGAUGCCACAGAAGAACCAUUUUUUGGUUCCACAAAGAACUAUACAGUCAGAGGUUAUUUUAAAGAACCAUCUCUUUCUUACCUUUUUAUAAUCUGAAGAACCUUCUUUCCACAAAGAACCUAUAGUGAAACAGUAAGGUUCUUCAGAUGUUAAAGGUUCUUUAUGGAACCAUUUAGACAAAAAGGUUCUUCUAUGGCAUCGUGAAACAUUUUUAAGAGUUUAAUUAGAUUAAAUUACAUUUUACAAUACUCAUAAUCAGACUACAGGUACUUUUUUAUGGAUUACAUGAUUACAUGUUAUUUACACAAUAGCUAUAUUUAUUGAUUCUCUAUAAUUCCUCUUUUCCAUCUUUUAAAUGUUCCUUUCUAAAAUAGUCUACUGCUUACUGUAUAUACACUCAGAAAUUCUUCCAGUUUUGUGGACGUUCACAGAGAUCAGACAUUAAUCAGGUGCUACACAUUUGACCACUGGAUUUAGAAAAAAAUCAUUUCAAGUUUAAGACGUUUAAACAUUGCAUCAACUACUGAUGAACACAUUAAUUUUUAUUUGACUUAUCACUCAGUAGGUUAUUUAACCAUGUAUUACUAUAGCUUUGGGAGGCUUGUCUUUCAAACACAAUAAAAUGCACAAAUUCACAAACCUUUCACCUAAUAUAGUUUCUUGAAGUACCCCUGAGAUUUUAAAUAAAUAUUUUAAUAAUAAAGUAUCACAUUUGCAUGUUCAUGGUUCUCAGACAUUGGAUGUGGUCACAUGACAUGCAUUGAUUUUAAAAUGAUUUAUUUUCAUUUAACAAUUAUAUGAUUUAAUUAAUUAUUAGCUUAUCAUUAAACUCACAAACCCCCCUGUAGUUUCUUCACAAACCCAGUUUGGGAAACCUUGACGUAACAAUGUUUAAUUCACUUCAUCUUUUUAACAACAAUGAAUGGAAUAUAUUCUUAAUCUUUGUAUUUUUAUAUCAAUAUGGUACACCAUUAUCCUACUUAUUUUUCACAUUGAUUUGAGAUAGGUCAAAAGUAAUCAAAAAGUAAUCAAAAAGUAGCCUUAUUAAGAAGAUUAUAUUACCUAAAAUGUGUACAACUACAAUUUUUGUCAUGUAAUUUGGAAUCAGUAACGGAUUACAAUUUGUAUGUAAUCUGCCCAGCUCUGUUCAUGCUGUUACAGCUACAUUGUUGAAUCAAAUGUUUUAUUUUAUGUCUAUAUCUUUUAUUCAAACCUACAAUGACUGGCUAGUUGAUGUAAGGGUGCCAACAGAAUUCUGUCUUAAAGUGUAGCUGGAAAACUCAUACCUCAGAGUCAGUCAUUGGGGUAACAUUUAUUUUGAUAGUCCAUUUAGACAUUCAACUAACUUUUAUUAAUUUUGCAACUACAUGUCAACUAGCAGUCAUCAGAACCGUUGCAAGGGCUGUGUGACGUGUGCGAC
This is a messenger RNA of Onychostoma macrolepis, 3709 nucleotides long. It is a transcript of the gene p2ry12, whose product is annotated as purinergic receptor P2Y12. Gene Ontology annotation, molecular function: G protein-coupled purinergic nucleotide receptor activity. The transcript is spliced from 2 exons. Gene Ontology annotation, cellular component: membrane. NCBI's taxonomy places the organism in Eukaryota, Metazoa, Chordata, Actinopteri, Cypriniformes, Cyprinidae. The record is from RefSeq and is a predicted model, not a curated record. Gene Ontology annotation, biological process: G protein-coupled receptor signaling pathway; blood coagulation. Bases 888 to 1955 code for a protein of 355 amino acids.